Molecule: messenger RNA, 2800 nt
Organism: Williopsis jadinii
Lineage: Eukaryota; Fungi; Ascomycota; Saccharomycetes; Phaffomycetales; Wickerhamomycetaceae
Gene: SET3
Product: histone-binding protein SET3
Exons: 1
Coding region: 215-2599 (794 amino acids)
Molecular function (GO): protein binding
Source: RefSeq, a predicted model, not a curated record
GGUCAGACCCCCUCCAAAAAAAGCAGGUGUGUUCGCUUUUCUGUGUGAAAUAAGUGGGUUGAUUAGUCGUUUAAGAUCACACAACCUUUGCUUCAUUGUUGAUCUCUUAAAUCGUGGAUCAUUUCACCAGAGUUUGUUAGUAUUUUUCCUGCCUGCUUUAUUUGUGUCUUGUUCGCCUCCAGUGUUUAAGAAGAGCGCUUUAUACCCUUGCACAAUGGCUAGUGAAGGUGAAAGAACACAAUCACAAGAGCUUGAAACCAAUGCUUCUCUACUAGAGGAUGCGUCUACGCUGCUCAUGUUUCACAGUGCAGCUGUUGAAUCUCACAAGUCUCCUUCCGAGACACAACAUCAAAAGUCACUGCCAGCUGCGGAACAGGGCACUGGAACAACAGUACAAGGUUCAACAUCGUCCCCUAUUGAACAACCUUCAGUGGUGAUAAUGCCAUCAACCUCUGCUUCUGCCGCUGCUGCUCCUGCUGAUUCUACCAAUACUGAACAAGUGGGGAACUUGUUACCACAUACGGAGAUCAAGACGUCCCCAUCACCAACUGCGGUUCAGCCAGUACUUGUUUCUUCUUCUUCUGCUGCUGUGACUUCUCACAGUACAGUACGGAGAGGACACAUAACAUCACCAGGCCCUGCGAUUGCCACUCUGUCUGAGCAAGACUCCGAAACUAAUAAAUCUCAAAAGGCGAUUGUGGCCGCCGCUGCUUUGGCCGCUGCUGCUGGUAUACCCUUACCUCUGGCAAACAGAUCAGGGUCUGUUGAUCGUGCCCUAAGAGCCACCAUCGAGGAGAAAUCAAAAACUGAGUCUGAAGCCAUCAAUGAAACAGUAAAGGAACAACUUUCAAAGGAUCACAUUGAUGCAUUAAGGGAACAAACUGCGCAAGUUCGUAAGGAAGUUCCCUCGAAACAGAAAAGUGAAGAUACAGAUACAGAGGAGCAGUCAUCAGAACCUAACAAGCUCGAUGCUAUGGAUAUUGAUGAAAAUGCAACUACUGCAGAUGAGAAGGAGUUCAACGAAACAGAAGCUGAAAGGGAAGAAGAAACUCAUUCCAGGCCAAAGAGACGAAAAAGAAAUACUACACCUCAGGCUUCUAAGGACUGGGUAGUAGAUCCCGAUGCCGGUAUCAUCACUUGUGUAUGUGGAUAUGACGAGGAUGAUGGGUUCACAAUUCAAUGUGACAACUGUAAUAGAUGGCAACAUGCUAUUUGCAUGGGUAUCGAGGACAUCAAUGACGCACCUGAGAAGUACCUCUGUUACAAAUGUGAACCGAAGCAGAUUGAUCAAAAAAGAGCAAGAGCAAUACAGGGUAAACGGCUGGCUGAACUCAAGAAGAAGAAGAAUAAACAAACGACUGAUGAUGGUUCCGUUGUUGAGAAAUCAUCGGAUAGCACUAAGGAGGAGAAAACGUCAAAACCAAAGCCUAAGCCUGUAACUGCUUACAACAAGAACCUUGAUGAAUCUGAUAUUGCUACUCCACCAGCAAAAGAUUUACCAGAUGCAUUGUACUACAAGCUCGAAAACUACGAUUAUCAAGACAAUGAUGCGUAUCGCUAUAUUCAGUCUUUGUUGACCAAAGAGGAUAACGGAUUCGCUUUCAUUAAGGGCUCUAAACUUGAAAAUUACCACUUCCCACGAACCAUCGUUAAGCCAUACAGUGAAGUCAACAAUAAGAAGUUUAACGGGAUCGUUAAAUUGGGCUUCUUCACAGAAAAUGACAUCCAAGAAGGUGACUAUGUAUCAGAGUACUUGGGAGAAGUUGGCUUGAAAGAGAAGUACAUAUCAGACUCGCGGAAUCACUACAGGAUAUGGGGUGUUGAAAAGGGUUACGUUUCCUUUGUACCAAACACCAAACUCGUUGUGGAUGCAAGAAGUUCUGGUAAUGAAGCUCGCUUCAUUCGUCGUUCGUGUCAUCCAAACUGUGAACUCCGAGUGGUUCAGACUGAAUCUUCUCUUAACUUCCUCAUUGUUGCAAUCAAGCCUAUCAAAGCUGGAACUGAAUUAACUCUUCCGUGGAAUUGGGACUCCAUGCACCCUAUAUUGAGCAUACUGGAAGGAAAUACGUUUGACUCCAUUGCCGAUACUGAGAAGCCAUGCCUUGUUCUUUCGGUCGAAUCAGUUCUAACAUUUAUAGAAUGUGCCUGUCCAACCAAUGGAUCAGAUUGUGCGUUGUCCAAAGUGAAAAAGGCCAGUGCACAUAUUUAUCGCUCUACAAGAAAGGGUAAUUCAACUUCUGGCCUCAAACUUCUUCAACCUGAAGCCAAAUAUGUGUCUAUUGAUGAACGUCUGGCCAAGAUGGAGAUGUCGAACAUCAGACAAGCAAAGGCUCAAUUGGAAGCCACGCCUCUUAUUUCCACUCCUGAGACUUCAAGUGAGCCACAAGUUUCUGCUCGACCAUAUAUUUACCACUAUUUGACCAAGAGACCUCGUACAUUACCAUCACCACCAGAGAUUGAAAAGACCGAGUAUUUGCCUGUGCCAAUUCCUUUGGUUCAAGCACAAGUUCCUGAAGAAAAGAAAUCCAUCCUCCCUGAAAAGCCUGUUAAGAAGUUGAGUUUUGCAGAUUACAAGAAGAAAAUGAAGCCAACUUCAUAGACGUCUAUCUACUUUCUCUUGUUAAUUGACAACUUCUUCAUGACAUAAAGAAAUCACAGACCAUACAGAUUUAUCCCGAUUGUUCAAACUGGUAUUCAAAUUCAGGUGCACCGUUGACAAAUAAAAAUAUCGGUUUGACUCGACACUCAUAGAUACUUAUUUAAUAUCAAUCCAGUAGUGGUAAUGUUACGCCAAUACCUU